Molecule: messenger RNA, 1107 nt
Organism: Schizophyllum commune H4-8
Lineage: Eukaryota; Fungi; Basidiomycota; Agaricomycetes; Agaricales; Schizophyllaceae
Exons: 2
Coding region: 116-676 (186 amino acids)
Source: RefSeq, a predicted model, not a curated record
ACGCCAUCUCAUCAUCCGAUCGUCCAUCUCCAGAAUGGUGCCCGCCUGUGGCGCAGGCGUAUAAAAGCGGGUCCACCGCUCCGCCGCGCACCCAACUUCCCCUGGCGCUCCCGGCAUGAGCCAUCAGCCGGAGGGCACCCAAGAACCAGAAGAGUCAACGGAGUCGGGAGCUCAGCAACAGCAGCCGCCCCAGCCGGAGCAGCAACAGGAGCAACAGCACCAGCAGCCGCAGCCUGCGCAGGAGACACAGGCACCUCAAGCUACGCAGUCGACGCUCGCCCCCACGGACUACUACCAGUAUGUCCUCGCGAGCCUCCCCCUCAUGACUCGCGAGGGCUCUGUGCUCGAUCAAGACGCCCUCCGCCGCUGCCUCGAGCUCUCGAGCUCCUACCUCACGACGGACACCACGACGGCACCAGAGCGUGGUAUGCAGACCUGGUUCACCGGCUUUGACCGCCUCGCGGACGUCGUCGUCGCCCUCCACGGACGCGGCCAGCUCGAGGUCGCCACGAUGAGCGCCGCCUCGCGCGCCUGCUCGGAGUGCUGGUCCGUCGCUGGUUCUUGGCGGGAACUCGCGCCCUGUCGCGAGGGGGUGCGCAAGAUCGCCACCCGGUUGAAGCGUCUCCUCGACGACAACGGCAAAACGUACAAGGGGGAAGCUAUCUAUGCCCCAUAGCGCGCUGCUGCCGCCGCAUGCACCAGCCGCUUAUACCCCAUCACCAAGCCACUCGCUCGUUCCGUUCAUCCAUCGCUGUGUCUGUAUGUCUGUCUUCCUGCUGUCCUCAUCAUCCCCUGUUCGCCCAUUUUCGGUCUCGUGCGGUUUUGUGUGUUCGCCCCUUCCCAUUCCCCCCCAGCUGUACACUACCACUGCCCAUCUAUCGAUCGCAAGCGAUCAAGAGUCCAGCACCUAUGUAUAUUACCCAUCGAUGCGCUUCCCCUUCUGCUUCCCCCACGCACGUAUACUUACUCUACGGUCGCAGACCAUUCCUCACCCAUUUCCCACCGGUUUCAGACGGGCUACCUCGGUUGUGUGUAUUGUAUAUGCGAAUUGGAUCGCCACAAGGUCAAACACUGCUAGCGCUGGCAUAUCACUUCUUUGCACGCGAC